This is a messenger RNA of Entamoeba invadens IP1, 10249 nucleotides long. RefSeq names its product midasin, putative. Gene Ontology annotation, cellular component: preribosome, large subunit precursor. The record is from RefSeq and is a predicted model, not a curated record. Gene Ontology annotation, biological process: ribosomal large subunit assembly; rRNA processing. Lineage: Eukaryota; Evosea; Mastigamoebida; Endamoebidae. The transcript has a single exon. Gene Ontology annotation, molecular function: ATP hydrolysis activity; ATP binding. The annotation marks the transcript as partial.
AUGAAAACACUGAAAAAUACAAUGAAGCCAAACUACGUACCAACACCAUUUGCAAGAACACAGGCUGUUGUUGAGACGCUUCUUAAAGAUGGUACUCCUGUUCUUCUCGAAGGCAAGUCGGGAUGCGGGAAAACUUCUCUGUUGAAGCAUAUUUCAGAACAACAACACAGCAAAAUGUUGUCUGUGCACUUUGGUGACGACAUUGACUCGAAGGCACUUAUCGGGUCUUACAUCACAAGUGAUUCUUUCAGUGAAUUUAAAUGGAAAGAUGGCUCUCUCACAACCGCCGUAAAAGAGGGUUUAUGGUUCUUAUUAGAAGACGUCGACACUGCACCUGGCGAUGUCAUUUCCUUAAUCACUUCGUUACUUAAAACGCGAACCUUUUUCAUUCCAAAUCGCAACGAAACCGUCACUGUCCACUCCAACUUCCGAAUAUUAGCAACACGAACAUUACAUAAAGGAGGAAUGCGAGUCAAUCAAUUCCACAACGCACUGUCUUCCUAUUUCUCUUUAGUUGCUAUGCCUGACAUCAAAAUAGACGAUUUGGAGAGUUUACUGAAUACCAUGUUUGGGAGAGUGAGUGUGUUAAUUCCAACUAUGAUUAAAGUCCACUUCACUCUUGAAACCCUUGGCGUCGAAGUAUCAUUGAGACAGUUACUCUCACUCUGCCAAAGAGUUCAAGAACAGAUUCCAGUCGAGACAAAGAUCAACAUAGCUACAACACAAAUGAAACAUAUCAUCCUUUUCGAAUGCGACAACGUCUAUCUUUCAAACACAUUGGACAAAAGAGUCGGCGUCUUAGAAAAAGUUGCUCGAACAAUCGAAAUACCAUCAAUCACUUUCAUGCUCGAUGGGUAUAAACCAGAACUUACGACAACAAGAGAUACAUUACAAAUAGGACACGUCAUCUUGAAGAAGAACCCCCCUAUCAUCCCGCCACCCCCACAAAGCCCUUUCCCAUUUUCACAGACACAACACUCUCUCUGCUUAUUGGAGAAGUUGGCGGACUGCGUGAAGAACGAAGAACCCGUCCUUUUAGUUGGAGAGACUGGUACAGGGAAGACUACUAUGGUGCAACAAUUGGCGACUUUAUUGAAUCAAAAACUCGUGGUAUAUAACUUGAAUCAACAGACUGAGUCGAGUGACUUGGUUGGUGGGUUUAAACCAGUGCAAAUGAAGUUAUUGUGUCAUCCCCUUCGAAUUGAAUUCAUUGAAAAGUUCAAUCAAAUAUUUGCUCAAAGUAACAAUGAGAAGUUUUUAUUACAACUUGAUGCGGCGUACGAGAAACAAGACUUUGGCAGAUUUCUCACGUUGGUCUUAAAAGCAUGUGAAAUGGCAGCAUCUAAAAUUUCUCAAUUGGAAACUACUGAACGAGAGAAUUGGCGGAAGAUUGAGAACAAAGCGCGGAAGUACAAAGAGCAGAUCACAAACAAACAAGGAGGGUUUGCAUUCAGUUUUAUUGAAGGUGAUUUGAUCACUGCAUUGAGGAAUGGUCACUGGAUCUUACUUGAUGAAAUCAACUUGGCGUCACACGAGACACUGGAAAGAAUAUCUGGACUGUUGGACGGAGAGUCGAUCUUAUUGACUGAAGUGGGAGAUGUCACCCCAGUGCCACGAAACCCUAAUUUUAGACUCUUUGCGAAUAUGAACCCUCCAACAGAUGUUGGGAAAAAAGACUUGUCGCCGGGAAUCAAGUCCCGAUUCCAUCCAAUUCAGUUUGACGAAAUUAUUAAAGAAAAUGACUUGGAGAUGCUUGUGAAUGACUAUUUGAAACGAAUUGGUGUCACCCCUCCAUCGAAGAAGAUUGUCGAGUUCCACUUGCAAGCAAAGAAAUUGGCGAAAGAAGAAUUAGUUGAUGGAGCCGGACAACGCCCACUGUUUUCGUUGAGAACCCUUUGUCUUGCUUUACAAUAUAUCACCGAUGUCAAUGGGUUCUUUGGAUUUGAAAGGAGUUUGUACGAAGGUAUUUCGAUGUCUUAUUUGACUCAACUGAGCAGAGAAAGUUACCCCAUAAUGGAGAAUAUGAUCAAUUCGAUGUUUACUAAAUCGAAUAACAGUGGGUCUAUUCCUAAGAACAAAAGUUAUGUCCAAUAUGGCGGGUAUUUCAUUGAACAGGGUUUGGAGGUACCAAGACUUGAUGAGAAGUACAUUUUGACAGAAACGACACAGAAGAGACUUGAAAGUAUCGCGAGAAUUGUCAUGUCGAAGCGAUACCCUAUUUUACUCCAAGGACCAACUUCUGCUGGUAAAACUUCAUUAGUCGAAUAUUUAGCUCACGCGACGGGGCAUAGAAUGGUCAGAGUGAAUAACCAUGAACAAACAGACGUUCAAGAAUACCUUGGGAGUUAUGUCCCAACAGAAGACGGGAAAUUGGUGUUCCAAGAAGGGAUAUUGGUUGAAGCAGUGAGAAAGGGAUAUUGGAUUGUACUUGAUGAACUUAACUUGGCACCUUCAGAGGUGUUGGAAGCACUGAAUAGACUUUUGGACUUCAACAGAGAACUGUAUAUUCCUGAGACGCAAGAGGUGGUCAAGCCCCAUCCACAGUUCAUGUUGUUUGCGACGCAAAACCCCCCAAAUACGUAUGGAGGAAGAAAACAUUUGUCACGUGCGUUUAGAAAUCGAUUUAUUGAAUUACACUUUGACGAAAUACCUGAAAAUGAACUGGAAAUUAUUAUUGAAAAAAGAAGUCAGAUUCCACCAAGUUAUUCAAAGAAGUUGGUCCAAGUGCUUAAGGACCUUCAGAAGCAACGCUCAAUGACACAGUUCUUUGGAGGAAAACAUUCGUUUAUUACACUCAGAGAGUUGUUUAAAUGGGCUGACAGACAUGCGAGUAGCUAUGAGGAAUUGGCGAGAGAUGGGUACUUUAUAGUAGCCGAGAAGAUGAGAACACAAGAAGAAAAGAAUGUCAUUCAGAAGGUUAUUGAAGAUGAUCUGAAGGUGAAAAUAGACUUUACCACUGUGUAUGAAUGUAAAGAGUUUGUUGAAGCAUCGAAGCUGUGUCCGGAAAUCGUGUGGACUCCUUCAAUGAAACGACUCUUCUGCUUAAUUGUUGAAUGCGUCAAAAAUAAAGAGCCCGCACUUCUUAUUGGAGAGACGGGUACGGGGAAGACAACGGUGUGCCAAAUUUUGGCCAAAGUAUUGAACAACAGACUGAGAAUAUUGAACUGCCACCAACACACGGAAACUGCUGAUUUCAUUGGAGGUAUGCGACCAGCUCGAAAUAAAGACCAAACGACUUUUAAGUUACACAAAGCGUUGGAGACGUUGUUAAAGACGACAGGAACGUUACAAGAGUUGUUAAUUAUUUAUCAAAAGAAUUAUAAGAGUUACCAAAAGAAUGAAGUGGAAGACAUAGAGAGUUUAUUGAAAGAGUAUAAAAUAUUAUUUAAGUGGUAUGAUGGACCUUUAAUAGAAGCAAUGAAGACGGGGGAGAUGUUUUUGAUUGAUGAAAUUAAUAUGGCGGAGGAUUCUGUUUUGGAAAGAAUCAAUUCAGUGUUAGAACCUUCAAGAAUGAUGACCAUUGCAGAGAAGACGUCAACAGAGAUAGAAGAAGUUGUUGCGAAUGAUACUUUUAGAAUCUUUGGAACAAUGAAUCCCGGUGGAGACUUUGGUAAAAGAGAGCUGAGUCCUGCUAUGAGAAACCGAUUUACAGAAAUCUAUGUCAAGUCGUUUGAAGCAGAAGGAGACUUGUUACUGAUUGUCCAACAGAAGAUCAAUGAACCAACAGAGAAGAAGUUUGCGGCUGCUAUAGUCAAGUUCUUGAUGUGGGCGGAGAAGAAAUUUGGGAAGAAAGUGUCAGUCAGAAAUUGCCUAGCGUGGACUGAUUUUAUGAAUUGUUGUACGAGUAUACCAUCACCUCUUGUUCGAUUCAUCCAUGCAGCUCAUUUAGUAGUGAUUGAUGGUGUUAAGGAUGAAGUAGGGAAAACAAAUGCGGAGUGUUUGAUAGCAUUGAAUGAGGCAUUGGUGACUAUUGGAGAGAAAUUGGAAGACUCUAUAGUUCAAGAGAUGUCGAUGCAACCAACUUUGAGUGUUGGACCAACCAACAUCAGUGUAUCAGACUUCACUAUCACAGCAAAUGGUCCAAUUCAAAAACAAGACAAUUACUGCGUGGAGGCGCCAACUACUACUAACAACAUACUUCAUUUAUUGAGAGCGUUGGUACUCCAUAAAUCGAUAUUAAUGGAAGGAUCUCCUGGAGUUGGAAAGACGACGAUAAUAGAGAUAUUAUCAUCAAUGUUAAACAUUCCAUUGUUUAGAAUCAAUCUGUCUGAACACACGGACAUUAGCGAUUUACUUGGAACGGAUCUCCCACUUGAAGGAAGCAGUGGAGGAUUUGGAUGGUGUGAUGGAUUGUUACUGAGAGCGAUGAAAAGUGGAUCAUGGGUGUUACUCGAUGAACUCAACUUGGCUUCACAAAGUGUAUUGGAAGGUCUUAAUUCGUUGUUGGAUCACCGAGCAACUGUAUAUAUACCAGAGAUCAAUAUGGAAGUGAAAUGUCCACCGACAUUUAGACUGUUUGCAAGUCAGAAUCCACUUGGAGAAGGGAGUGGAAGAAAGGGAUUGCCACAAUCGUUUAUAAACCGAUUUACAUCAGUGUAUGUCAAUAAGAUGACUGAAAGUGAUUUGAAAUUGAUUGUCGAGAAAAUGUAUCCAAUGAUUCCAGUCGAACUGAGAGAGAGUCUUAUAGACUUUGUGGGGCAACUUGAGAAUCAAGUGUGCUGUAAAAAGAAUUUUGGGAGACGUGGAGAGCCGUGGGAAUUCAAUUUAAGAGAUGUUUUGAGAUACUGUAAAUUGUAUUCUGAAUAUUCACAACGUAUUGAUACUGAUACAAUGAAAGGAAAUAUGGACACACUUGGGUUUAUAUUCACUGAAAUCUUUAAGGGAAGAUUUAGAGAUGUUGUUGAUAUACAAAAAGUCGAAGAGCUCUGGAGAAGUUGCUUGUCACCAAAAUACAAAGAGAUGUCGAUGGAAUAUCACAAUGAUAUUCACAUUACUCCGGAGAGAUUUAUUAUUGGAGAAGUGGAGGUGUCGAGAACUGUUAAUAGAGAUACAACAAACUCAGACAAAUAUAUAUUACCAACACAUGUUGAAUCGAUGAAACAAGUCAUGAAGGGUAUUAAUCAUAACUGGCUCAUAUCACUUAUUGGAGACUCACAUUGUGGAAAGGCGACGUUAGUGAGGAAUGUUGCUCAACUAUGUGGAAGUGUUUUAAAAGAGUUUUCGAUGAACACAAGUGUUGACACGAUAGAUCUCAUUGGUGGAUAUGAACAACUCGAUUUUGAAAGACACAGAAGAUCAUUUUUGGAAGACCUUCGAGAUUACAUGAAAUUGGUUACAAACAAGGAAGCGUUAUCAAUCUAUUCGACAUUGGAGAGGUGUACUAAAGUGUCUGAAAUUGAUAGGAAACAUGAUUGUAUCUUCUCAUCAACUGAAAUGAAUAUCAUUAAAGGGUUAAUUAAAGUACUUAACGAUGAAUAUUUCCAGUCUGAAAUAACACGAAUAGAAGUGACACAACAGAAGAAGUCGAUUGGUUCAUUUGAAUGGGUGGAUGGUAUUGUAGUGAAGUGUAUGAAACGUGGGUACUGGUUGUUAAUGGAAAAUGUCAAUUUCUGUAACCCGACUGUACUUGACAGACUUAAUUCACUCUUUGAACCAAAUGGGUACUUAGUGUUAAAUGAACGCGGUGUUGAUAGUAAUGGCAUUCCAAUCAUCGUGAAGCCCCACAACAACUUUAGAGUCAUCUUUACAUCAAAUCCAAUGAAUGGAGAAAUAUCACGAGCUAUGAGGAAUAGAGCGCUUGAGUUGUAUGUACCCCAAAUUCGUGAGAUAGACGCACAACGCAUGUUAACUGGAUUUGGAGUGUCUUUACAAACAGCGAAAAAGAUGAUAGCAAUACAUCUAAAGACGGAGAAUAUGACGUUUUUGCAUUUGAUGAGAUGGGCAAAGUAUGUCGGGAAGAAUGGAGAGAGUGCGAUGAAAGAGGGAUUUGACAUCUUCUACGUCCAAACUAAAUCGGAUUUAAAUGAACAAGAGAAGUUAAGAAACAUUUACUUGAAUCAACAAGAUAUUGAAUGUAAUGAAUAUGAGAGUGUUGUAUUCAAAUUGUUUGCACAAGCCACAAUAUGCAAUUUGAAUGUGUUUGAGGAGAAUGUGUCGAUUGGAAAUUUGAUGAAUCAAAUGUCACAAAUCAUCCCAUUAAUAUGUGAUCAAGUGCCACAAAAUGCAAUGGAAGUUGACUAUUUUUCAUUGAAGAAUGUCAUUGUUAACACGCUGAAAGAUGUCAAAUUUGAAUCGACGAUGAAGUACAAAGAAUACAUUUCAAUGGUGUUGUAUUUACUUGAUGAUAUUGAUCGAGUCAAUUACUUGAGUUUGUUGCAAAGCAUUGAAGGUGGAGAGAACAUCAUUGUGUAUAUUCAAAACGAGAACUUAAUAAGACAACAUUCAAGUCGACAAAUUCGAGGGAUGUAUGCACUCUAUUUGUUAAUGAAACGUGAAGAAGAAAAGGUGCGAGUUGAAGAGAAUGGCAAAAGUAUUCUCUCGAAGUCAUACAGAAAGAUUGGGAACGUCUAUUCGAAGUAUUUGGUCAUUGAACAGAACUAUAACGAAUUUUUGGAAUUACUUGAUAAAACAAUUUGUGAGUUACACACUUUGGACGAACAAACACAAUAUUACGUUCUUUCACUUCGAGUACUUUUUGGUGUUGUGGGAAUGAAUGAAAAUUUACAAUUAGAACGAUAUAUUAUCUUAUGUGUGAUGCUUAGAAGUUUACAUCCGACAUAUCAAACACUUACAAACGACUUGUUUGCCCGUUUCAAUAUUGAUGAAUCUUUCAUUGGAUCUUUAUGGUCUGGGUUUUCAAGUUCGUUAUAUCCCAAACAACCCACUCGGUUAUCUGAAGUACUUAAAAUAUGCGGAGAAAGGUAUGGAAAGAAUGAUGUCAAGAUAUUAUCAACGUUAAUACAGAAGAGUUAUACAGAUGAAGAAUUUGAGUUGACGAAGCCACAAAUAGAAAAGGAAACAAUGUUGACACCACUGUACGACUUUUUAGUGAAUCUUCAAGUUGUAUCACAAGUCUUAAAUGGAGUAGAGUGCACUGCAAAUCCUUUGGUCCACUUCUUCCAGACUGUUUCAAAGGAGAAUUCUAUAUAUACAAUUCCAAUGAUAAUGAAGGCACUUGACUCGUUGUGGAAGAACCACCCUGAUUUGCCAUUCUUACCAAAGUCAAAGCAAUUAAAAGGCGUGUCUUUGCUCUACCAAAGUGUUAUACCUAGAGCACGAGCACAUUUUACAUCAAAAGAAGUGUUGGAUGUCUUACCAAUUUCGAUGCAAUUUAACUUGCUUAAAGAUAUUAAGAACAUCUCAUUCUCUUCAACAAAUGAUGUCACUGAUAUCAUUAAUAAAUUACUAAAUAUCGUUCACAACACAUUGACUGAGAUGUUUGCAUCAAUUGUACAACAAAAGUGUGAUAUGUCUGUCUCUUUGAAUUUGAUCAGUCGUAAACUUAAUGGACUUUACAACGAGACUAUUCAAACGGUUUGUGGAAACUCAGAGAAAGAGGAGAGUGCAAAUUUGUUUAAAUAUGGUAGUUUCAUGUACCAAGCAUUUUCUAUUCCAUGCAUCGACCCAAUGGAGUUCCCAAAACAUUUCAUUUCUGUUUCAAAUGAACGUAUUGAAAUAAUUAGUAAUCAGAUCGAAAGUGUCAUUAAUUUACAGAGUCAUGUAUUUGGAAAAGGGUUUGAGCGGAUACUAAACUUUUUGGAAAUGUCGAGAAAUACUGUUCGAAGUGGAAUGAAGAAGUACGAAGAAUUCAACAAGGAAAGAAUUACAGAACAAAAGUUUGAGAACUUGUAUCAGGAAUUUGUAUUGUUUUCAUCAUCGAAUGGAGACUACUUGAAGAUCAAAAGACUGUAUGAUGAUAUUGAAAAUGUCAAUGAAGUUGCUCAACUCAUUCGCAUCAUUACACAAGAAACAAUGUGGCAAGAACAGACUGAAUUUUUCAUAGAACAUAUUCAGAAGGAUUAUCCCUUAUUCUUAGAUUUGACUAUACCCGUCUUGUUUGGGCUUUAUUUACUUAAGACUGGUCUUCGAAUUGGUUUGUAUAAGAAGAUAGUUUUGUACUUGCGAAAUGAAAAGACUGAACUGUUACUUAAAAGUGUUAUUACAUUCCCAGUGAAUUCUAAUAUGAUACAAGAACAAGCAAAAUGCAUUGGAGACUUCAUUAUCCAACACAUUGAAGAGAAUAAGAAUGUCCAGAACAGUGAAUUAAUUAAAAUAGUGUUGGUCAAUGUUAUUCGAGAGAUGUGGGGUGACAAAGCUGGUGCGAUGAAAGUGAUCUCAUUGUUGCUUCAUUUGAUGACUACACUCAAAAACGCGGAAGAUGAAGAGAAAAGAAAGAUCAUAGAGGAAGAACAAGUGACUUAUAAAUAUACAACUAAGACGAAUCAACUUGCUGUGGAUGAAGAUAAAGAAGAAGAAGAGUAUAGAGCAGAGUUUCCGGACUUCUUUGCUGAUGUUCAAGACUUAUUAAAAACACAGAGUCUUUCAAUGGAAAUAGAAACGAAAACGAAUGAAAAUAAGAAGAAGAAGGCAAGAGUUUGGAUGAGUGACUCUGAUAUUCAGUUUAUUAUGAAACUCAUUUCUAAGUUACUAAAAGCACAGAAAUGCCAAGAAAGCUUUGAGGAGAUGUAUGAGACAAGGAACAAAAUAUUUAAAGAGAUUUUGGACGAGUUCUUCGACACAAGAGAUCUGCCACUUCCAAAGGAAUUUGAUUGUAUUAGUUCUCCAUUCCAUAACAUUUUCAUAGACAAGAAAGUAGCUAUUUUAAGUCAGACGAAGGCGGAGAGAACGAUUGAUUUGAACAAAGAUGGGAGUGUUUAUGAAGUCAACGAAUUGCUUAAAAAAUUAGAACCGUUGUGUACACAUGUCUUGAAGUUGUUAGAGGAAUUCCCAGAGAAUGAGAUGUUAGUGAAGAUCCUUUCUAUUAUAGAGAGACUGAAGAACUUCCCAAAGACAGACCCUCUCAUGAGAUAUUUGAUAGUCCUCCACAUCUUGUUUGGUGAGCUUCAAAAUUGGGAGACGGUAGCUGCGAAGUAUGUUUCAUUACGAGAAGAAAUGAAUGUGGUUGCUACUAUAAUACAGAAGUGGAGAUGUUGGCAGUUGAAGAGUUGGGAUAAAAUGACGGAGAGUCUGAAUGAAGAUCAACUGAUUCAAGCCCGGGCGUGGUUUGUUAAUGUCUGGAAGAUGGUAGAUGAGAUGGUGAACAAUGAAGUCGACGAACAAAUAGAAUUGGGCUUUUUGGAAUCAAUGAAUCAAUUUAUGUAUAAGUGCACGUAUGGACAAUUUGAAGAGAGACUUAAAGUACUUGGCAUAGUUAUUCAAAUAUGUGAAUGCUCUGAAAAUCGAAAUGCACGAUUUGGGAAGGUUAAGGUGAUGUUGACGCAAAUCCGGGAAUACUACAAUGUCUUUGUAUCGAGAAUUAAAGAAGACAUAGACAGAGAGACUAAACCUGUUGAGACUAAAAUUAAGGAGUUUGUGAAACUGAUAAGAUGGAAUGAUAUUAACCAUGAAAAGAUCAAAGACCAAGUGGAGAAGUCGAACCGGAAAUUGAAUGGAUUUAAAAGGGAGUAUGAUGACAUUUUGAAGAAGAAUGUACAAUUUGUUGUUCAAAGUCAGACGUUUGCGAACACCACGAGCGCUACUGAUAAAGCGUUGGGACCCAUCUUUAAAGAAAUACAUAAGAGUGAAAAGAUCAAGAAGACUGUGGAUUCAAAGAAGAGAACGGACAAUAUCGGUUAUUUCAUUAAUAAAAUUGCUGUGUUGGAAGAGAAUACCAUUCGAGUGUGUGUUGAAGAGAAGAUGAGUAAAGAGAAGUCGGGUGUUGUAUGGCUUGAGGAAGUCGAAAAAGAGUUGAUUGGCCGUGUUGUAGAACUUCAGAAUUUAACAGGAAAGGAAGGUGUGAAGACAAAGAAAAGAGCCCUUUUGGACGCGUUAGAACUGUUUGAAGUACUGAAGUUGCCACACUCAAGAAAGUCUGUCAAAGUCGAAGAAGUCGUUUUAGAGAGUGUGUUACGAAGGAACUACAAAUUGGAAGGAGAAGAUGAUGUCAUUAAAAACGUUAACGAGUAUCAUUACCGAACUUUAAGUAAAUUGGAAUUGUUUAAUAAGACUAAAGUGACUCCAUCGAGUGAUUUGAAUGCCAAAGAAAUUGAAUACAUGCAAGGGUUUGUCUACAAUUUGUAUUCCAUGUGUU